CAACACCUGCAAUAAGUCCAUUGGAGAAACGCAUUGAGGAGUUGAGCCACCAAUUUGUGAUCGAGCGUGCCGUGGCUGAAGGAGCCAAACACGCCAUCCAGAAAUUGGAUGGAAAGCCGCUUGUUGAGGUAAGUUACAAAGUGUAUUCUCUUAACCAUUUCAUCCCCAGAAUGAAUAAUGGGCUUCCAAUGUCUGUCAAGGGGCUGGAAAUUACAAUUUAUUGGCAUUAGCCAAGUAGCCAUGGUAUAUUAUUAUGACUUAUAAAGCGCCAACAAAAUCUGCUUUAUGAAUAAUUUAUAAAUGUUAAAUUUAUAUUCUCUCUUCUGAGACUUUAAUUGUUUGAAGUCUUUAUUGGUACAUUUGUUCUGUAUUUUAUGCUGUCUCUAUGAUUUAUUUAAAAUUCUCCCAAUUGUUUAAUUCCCAUUAGUUUUAUUAAAAGCCAAUAGCAUAAUAUAAAUCUAUGGAAAUCCGUGCUAACUAGGUUUUUCUUUUCCAUUCAGCAUUUAAGUUAAAUACAGUUUUUUUUUCAAUAAACUGACUUGUAGGAAAUUAAAAUCUGAAUUACAAAACUGAGGCAAACGUAGAUAAGAAAAUACAGACAAACCAGUAGAGUAUACACACUAUACAAAAUUAUGUUAAAAUCAUAUAUUAGGAAAAGAUCCCAGGUGUACCUCACUAACACCUAAAACACAUAUAAUUGAAAAACAAAGUGGAAACACCUCCCAAAUACGUGAUAAUAUAAGAAAAAAUAAAAAUAACCUGAAAUAUAGGUCGUGAUUCAUAAACGGAAUCUGUACAAAAGAUUAAAAGACUAACAUAGCGUAAUACAGUAUUAAAUAGGUGAGUGAUAUUUAGUGGAAAUAAGUGCACUCACAAACAAAUAUGAAAUCAGGCUUCUCACCCUCCCAAGGGUAGCAAUCUUAUGAGUGGACGAUCCUCCGUAGGAUAUAUGAAAAGUAAAAAAACAAAUAUAGUGAAGCAUGUAAUUAAAUUACAAAAUAGUAUUUAUUGGUCUCACUUACAAGUGAAGAAAAAUAGCAGGCAUAUCUCCAUAUAACAUGGAACUCCCAGAACGAUGCAGAAGAGAGUCCAAUAGAAGAUCCAAUGAAGCAGACAGAAUACAAAUAAAAUAAAAUAAAAAUAAAAACUUAAUACAGAAUUACAUAAAAAAGGAUAAAAUAUAAUAGCAGCAUGCAUAAUCUUAAAGUAUCUAUCCAACGCGUUUCGUCCAACAGAAAGGGGACUUCCUCAGGGAUAUAGAUGUGGUGAUCCUUCUAGAUAUAUAUAGGGCGAUAUCCAUAAUCAUCCUAAAUUCAAAAAACCCGGGUAUCCGGCGUCCGGUGGUGGCGUGCGUUUCAUCCGUGGCACGCAUAAAACAGGAUAUAGUGCUUAUGUUCCGGUUGUACUGUCAUUUCCGGCAGCGUGGAACGCAUAUGCGUAGUUCGUGCGCGUGCGCAUAAUAGACGCGCAUGUGUGUCAUAAACGCACAUGGACAGAUGUUAUUACCGGAACCUACAGGGGACAAAAAAGUAGAAGAAACGGGCGGAUAAUCCGCCCAAGAGACUAAGAACCAGGAUGAAACAAAGAAUAAAGAAUAAAAAAUUUAAUAAAAAAGCAAAUACACAUAUAAUAAACAUAUAUAUAAUGCCCAGUGCAUUAUACUUAAUAUACUACACAUAUAAACACACCCAAUUGAUUACAAUUACUAGACCAGAAACAUUUACCUAGACACAAAAUAUUGCAAACCCUAAAUAUUAUGAAAUGAGAGGAAAUUCAUAUUUCUCUGCUUAAAUGCAUAUGGAUUAAGUUAGUCUAAUUCAAAUUAAACCUUGUAAAUCAAUUUCCUGAUUUAGUCUUUGAUGUAAAGUUUUCAGAUUAAAAAUCCAAAACGCCUCUUUUUUAAUUAACUCUUGUAAUUUGUCUCCUCCCCUCCAACCUACAGUACAUCAUCUAUGUAGCGUCGCCAUAGGACCAAAGUACCCCCAGUAUGCUCGCCCAAUCUGACGUGCUGUUGCUCCCAAUGGGAUACGUACAGGUUGGUGAAACUGGGGGCAAAUUUGGUACCCAUGGCGACGCCACAGCUGUAAAUAAUACUGGUUGUUAAACCAGAAGAAGUUCUUUGUUAGAACGAACUGAAUACAAUUGAUCAAAAAUUCGAUUUGGGUAUCAUGUAAAGAUUGCUGGGAUUUAAGCAUUUCCUUAAUGCACAUAAUGCCUUUCAUAUGAGGAACGUUAGAAUAAAGAGCAGUUAUAUCAUGGGUACCAAAUUUGCCCCCAGUUUCGCCAACCUGUACGUAUCCCAUUGGGAGCAACAGCACGUCAGAUUGGGCAAGCAUACUGGGGGUACUUUGGUCCUAUGGCGACGCUACAUAGAUGAUGUACUGAUCAUCUGGGAUGGCACUAUGGAGAGUUUCAACUCUUUCAUGUAGUAUGUCAAUGAUAAUGAUUACAACUUGCUGUUUACUUUCACAUCAAGCAUCAUUUCUGUUAAUUUCUUGGACUUAACAAUAUAUAGAGAAUCCAAUCAAUUAAAGACCAAAACAUACUUUAAACCCACAGAUUGCAAUACAGCUAUUGAAUGUUCUAGUGCUCACCAUCCCCCAUGGCUUUCAAAUAUUCCAAAAAGCCAGCUAACCCGUCUCAGGAGAAAUUGUUCCGAUAGGGAUGUUUUUUUGGAACAAUCGGCAAUUAUAAAACAAAGAUAUAUAGAUAAGGGUUAUAAUCUUAAUAAAAUUGAAAAAGCGGAAAUAGAGAUUCUUUCUUCUGAUAGAACCCUUUUACUUGGUGAUAGAGAACAAAGAGAAGGGAACAAUGAAUUAGUUUGAUUCAAUAGAAAAGAUAAAAAAAGUAAAAAUAAUAGACACAAUUCUAAUAAUAAAUUUGAAUUUGCUUUUUUGACUCAAUAUAAUUCUCAGGCAAAAAAGAUAGAACAGAUACUUAAGAAACAUUGGCACAUCCUGAAGAGGGAUGAUGUCUUAAAACAUAUGUUACCUGAAUUCCCUAUAGUAAUUUACAAAAAAUCAGCAAAUUUAAAAAAUAAAUUGGCACCUAGUUUGUUACUGUCUACUCCUUCUUGUAACAAUGUAUUAAAAACUCCUAUAUUAGGUUUCUUCAGCUGUGGACGUUGUUCCACUUGUAAAUAUCAAAAAAAGAAAAUUGUGAAUUUUACAAGUACAUACACUAAUAAAACCUAUAAUAUUAAGAAACAUAUUCACUGUUCUUCUUCCUUUGUGGUGUAUUUACUACAAUGCGGUUGUGGGGCUCAGUACGUGGGCCGUACUUCUAGAAAACUACAUAUCAGAAUUUUGGAACAUUUCAAUAACAUAAAGAAAAAGAAAUCUAACCAUAGUGUACCUAGACAUUGCAACACAUGUCCGUUGUUUAUAUGGAACACUUUUCAGGCAUUUGGUAUAGACUCCAUCCAUCUAGGUUGGAGGGGAGGAGACAAAUUACAAGAGUUAAUUAAAAAAGAGGCGUUUUGGAUUUUUAAUCUGAAAACUUUACAUCAAGGACUCAAUCAGGAAAUUGAUUUACAAGGUUUAAUUUGAAUUAGACUAACUUAAUCCAUAUGCAUUUAAGCAGAGAAAUAUGAAUUUCCUCUCAUUUCAUAAUAUUUGGGGUUUGCAAUAUUUUGUGUCUAGGUAAAUGUUUCUGGUCUAGUAAUUGUAAUCAAUUGUGUGUGUUUAUAUGUGUUGUGGCGAAACCGGCCUCGCCACGUGUCCUUGGAGGGGGCUGCUUGCCCGCCUCUUGCCUUUGGACUAUGGACCAGACCUUAUGUGAAUGUGUUAUACCCCAGAUAGGAAUCCCAUGGAGCCCAUUCGUAUGAAACUGACUGUAAAGACUUUGGCUCCAUGGCGAUUAAACUGUAUUUGUGUGGUCCGAGCGCCAUUCACUUAAUAAUGUGCGCUCAGACCUGAGCUAUCUGGGGAUAUGUGAAAUGUCUGUGUGUUAUGUGUAAAAUGUGACUUUAUGUAUUUUAAAGUGUUUUGUGUCUUUUUGCAACCAUGUGCUUAAUGGAGUCUUGUGUCUGUCCUGGGAGAUAAUUGAAUUACUUAUCUCCAGGAUAGAAGACUCUGAAACUGGUUUGGGCCAGAAAGCCAUGCUUCAUUUAGUCACAAAGGACUUUUUACUAACUUUUGAACCCCUUGUCUGAUUUGUGCCAUUUUUUGAAUAUGUUGUUCCCCUGAAUGGAUUGAUUGUGAAUAUGUAAUUUUAUGUGAAUGUGAUGUAUGGUUUUGGAGUUAUGAAAGUUGGGUAGAAAGUAUGUUUUAACUGUAUGUAUAAUUGAGUUUCCUCUCAGGAUAAGGGGAGGGAAUAUGUGGGAUGUAACUGUGAUGUGAUUGGUGGUUUUGUAACGCCCUGUGGGCUGUACUAUGUUUGUGGAUUGGGAAUAAAAGAGACUGUAUGUGACAGUACAGGGAGUUCCUGUUUUAACCCUCAAAGUGAAGUGUCGUCUCAUUAUUGGGGGAAGGAUUUAUUGUAUGCUGUUCCAGUUUGACUGCUAGGAGAGUAAACCUAUUCGUAUGGUUCCUAUUCAACUGUCUACAGCAUUCAAAUGCUUGAGAGAAGGUAUACGCUUCUCUGGUUCGGUGAUUGUGGUGUCUGCUGCAGUGCUUGGAGUCCUCAGGAAGCGCUAGGAGCAUCCUUUAACGGAGGUACCCAGUCGGGGUGCCAGGUGAUCCGUUACAUGUGUUUAUAUGUGUAGUAUAUUAAGUAUAAUGCACUGGGCAAUAUAUAUAUAUUUAUUAUAUAUGUAUUUGCUUUUUUAUUCAAUUUUUUAUUCUUUGUCUAUUUUUUAUUUUUUGUUUCAUCCUGGUUCUUAGUCUCUUGGGUGGAUUAUCCGCCCGUUUUAUUCUACUUUUUUGUCCCCUGUAGGUUCCGGUAAUAACAUCUGCGCAUGUGCGUUUAUGACACACAUGCGCGUCUAUUAUGCGCACGCGCACAAACUACGCAUAUGCGUUCCACGUUGCCGGAAAUGACAGUACAACCGGAACAUAAGCACUAUUUCCUGUUUCAUGCGUGCCACGGAUGAAACGCACGCCACAGCCGGACGCCGGAUACCCGGGUUUUUUGAAUUUAGGAUGAUUAUGGAUAUCGCCCUAUAUAUAUCUAGAAGGAUCACCACAUCUAUAUCCCUGAGGAAGUCCCCUUUCUGUUGGACGAAACGCGUUGGAUAGAUACUUUAAGUUUAUGCAUGCUGCUAUUAUAUUUUAUCCUUUUUUAUGUAAUUCUGUAUUAAGUUUUUAUUUUUAUUUUAUUUGUAUUCUGUCUGCUUCAUUGGAUCUUCUAUUGGACUCUCUUCUGCAUCGUUCUGGGAGUUCCAUGUUAUAUGGAGAUAUGCCUGCUAUUUUUCUUCACUUGUAAGUGAGACCAAUAAAUACUAUUUUGUAAUUUAAUUACAUGCUUCACUAUAUUUGGUUUUUUACUUUUCAUAUAUCCCACGGAGGAUCGUCCACUCAUAAGAUUGCUACCCUUGGGUGGGUGAGAAGCCUGAUUUCAUAUUUGUUUGUGAGUGCACUUAUUUCCACUAAAUAUCACUCACCUAUUUAAUACUGUAUUACGCUAUGUUAGUCUUUUAAUCUUUUGUACAGAUUCCGUUUAUGAAUCACGACCUAUAUUUCAGGUUAUUUGUAUUUUUUCUUAUAUUAUCACGUAUUUGGGUGGUGUUUCCACUUUGUUUUUCAAACGUAGAUAAGCUCUGACAAAAGCCGAGAUGGAAUUUCUCACGAUCACUAUUUUUAGUUUAAAUAUUUGCAGUUCAGAUUUUGAUUUGCUACAAUCCAGACUUUAGUGAUUAAUCCUGAGUUUUAUACAUUGAACAUGAUGUGGAAUUAGAACACCAUUUAUAAAUGCAAUGAAAGUAUGAGCCACACUCGUAGGACUUAUGUGUCUAACCUUGAACAUCAGCUCAUGUUGGGCAGCAACUUCCAGAUAUUUUUGCCAGCAGAUAAUGUCUGUUGUUCUGUUGAUCCUUCAUCUUUUUUUCCCACUUUUUUAACAGGCACAAUCAAUACUACAGGCAUCAAAUGAAAAGCUGGACCUCCUUAAAUAUUCCUUGGAGGAACGAGUGAAAGAACUUCCUGAUGGCCACCCUAGGAAGAGUAUAACCACCGAGGAACUGUCCCUUGGUUCAGUCAAAUCCAAGUCCAUAGCACUAACGGGUAAGUUAUUUUUGUCUCUGAAAGAUCUGUGAAUAAACUAAACAAGUAUAUCUAACAUUGAAAUAUCCGAGCAUGUUUCCAUCUGUGUGAAGUCUGACUGGAGGAAACUCACAGUUAGUGUACCGAUAUUCCAGCAGGAUUUAUUCUAUGUGACGUGGAUGCAAGUUUAAAUGUGACCGGUGACAUUUUAAAUAACAAUAUGUAACUCUUAGCAUUAUUCUUCCAAAUGUACUGAGCUAGCUUUCUGCAUAACUUUUAAAUGAGUGAAUUAUUAGCAUAAACUAAGUAAACAAGUUAAGCAUUACACUUUGAUGAAUACUUUACUAAUGGGCAAUUAGAUAAAUGACUUUACUUACUGUCUAAGACACAGUUUAUAAUAAUCUGAAUAUGUGCACUUGACAUGUUACUGAGAAUGUGCCCAUUCUUGGUAUUCUCAUGAAUUCAGUUUUACUUUUUUUUUUUUUUUUAUUAUCUUAGAGUCCCACUAAGUGUAAAGGUUAAUCCAGACAUGGACUCCUUGUUCACUUUGCAUAGAGGGGUUCCAACUUGUGUAGCGUGGACUUAUUGCAUUCUGGUUCUGAAUUACUCCUGUGAGUGUUUAGAAAUAUCUUAUAAUGCAAAUAGUAUAGCUUUCCUCUCUAAUGGCACCAGUGAGAUGAACCUUGUCUGAGUACCAAGCAGGGACUAACUGACGCUACUGAGUUUUUAUCUGUUUGUAAGUUCAGUUUUGGUUGAUUUAUAUUCUGAUAAAGAUGUAAAAGCUGCCUAAUCAUUUCAUAUUCUGUGUGUGCUACUUAGACCAAACACAAAGUUUUCUUUAACAUAAAUGUGAAAGUAAUAAAUAUUGAAAAAUGGCCAGAACAUCAAUGUCCUAGUGUCUAUAGGAACAGAGUAGGGGGUAACCCUCAAUAAUUGCAGAACAGAGGAGAAAAGAAAAAGGAAUCUGUUCCUAAUGCCGAUAUCGGAUAUACACAAACGGUUAAAAAUCUAGAAGAUACUUUAUUAAUAAAUGGAAAACAUAAAUCUGAAAAGACCCCAGCAAUGGCUGCCUGACUCAACAAAAGUCAGUUACGGCAGCCAAGACAAAGAGCAUACAUAGAAAUAAAAAAGAUAAGUAAAAAGAAAAAUGAAAAUAGAUCGAUAAGGUAAUAGAAAGAGUUUUAACAAUGGAUAAAUGAUAGUAUCUAUAGAUCAGAAAAUUGAUACAAUGCGUGGGAGCCCCCUAAGUAAAGCUGACAAUUCAUUCAGUGUAAUGAUUCUUACAUAUCAGAGAUAAAAUAUAAUACAAAAUAUCGAUGCAAUACAAGGGAAUCUGUUACCAUCAGUAUGAACUGAAACUAAGUAUAUUGAUCUCUGUGUGUCAACUAAAAGAUACAAUACAGGGGAACCCACUGGAAGGAGUUAAAUACUCCCGUUUGGUAUAAUAGUCACUAUGUAUAUAAAGACAAAAGAAUCACUGUACAGAAUCAAUGCCGUUAAGGUACAGGAGAUUCUCCCACUAUAAACUCUCUCUAAAAAUAAAAGUAGUGAAUGCAGUAAUAGUAUUUCCAAAAGUUCUAAUAUAAGAACAAAAUCGAAUCUAAUUACAUAUACAUAUAAAUCACAUCAGCAUAUCAAAUUGGUGUUACGAGUGUAAUGAGUAAAUAGAGUUAAUCAAAAAGGUGAAAAGGCAACAGUAUCUAGAAUAUGCCCAGUAACCUUAAUGAAAUAACUAAUUAUCCAUGAUGAAUUCUACACCAAAUGAAGAAAGAUCGGAAUGGUGCCUUCGAGGGCACCAAGUAUAGGAUAGAUGGUAAAGAAACAAGAGUCCUGAUGCUGGUAAAUAACCAAAUAGACAGUAGAGAAAUACUGCAUUAAUAGCUAAUGAUAUCCUGAUCGAUCUAAUCAGUAUACACGGCUAGUAUCCCAAACUAUCAUAGCCCCUCGGGAUCCCAAGUAAUAAAUAAAUCCAAAGAUGUAUGUCCGUGCUCAUAGGAAGGAAGAGGGUUGCUGGGGACACACAAAAUAUCUAGCCUGAUAAUCGCAAUAAUGUCUAAUCUACGCGCCCCAACGUGCGUUUUGCCUAACUUACAGGCUCAUCAGGGGGAUGUAUUGUAUCUUUUAGUUGACACACAGAGAUCAAUAUACUUAGUUUCAGUUCAUACUGAUGGUAACAGAUUCCCUUGUAUUGCAUCGACAUUUUGUAUUAUAUUUUAUCUCUGAUAUGUAAGAAUCAUUACACUGAAUGAAUUGUCAGCUUUACUUAGGGGGCUCCCACGCAUUGUAUCAAUUGUCUGAUCUAUAGAUACUAUCAUUUAUCCAUUGUUAAAACUCUUUCUAUUACCUUAUCGAUCUAUUUUCAUUUUUCUUUUUACUUAUCUUUUUUAUUUCUAUGUAUGCUCUUUGUCUUGGCUGCCGUAAUUGACUUUUGUUGAGUCAGGCAGCCAUUGCUGGGGUCUUUUCAGAUUUAUGUUUUCCAUUUAUUAAUAAAGUAUCUUCUAGAUUUUUAACCGUUUGUGUAUAUCCGAUAUCGGCAUUAGGAACAGAUUCCUUUUUCUUUUCUCCUUUGUUCAUAAAUGUGAAAGUGUAAUAGCCAUUGUUACAAUAUUUAUUCUGAUUGUUUGACAGGUACUCUGAAAGUGCGAGUAAAGGGCUGUCACGGUAUUCUGGAGAAUGUACCUGGCAGACUAAAGGACCCGUCCGAUGUUCUCCCUGGCAGGAGUCCGCGUCGAGGAAGAUUCUUAUUAAUGAACCGAAUCAGAAGAAACAACCGUGGCAGCAAUCAGAAAAUCCAAGAGAAUUUUGACUUUUCUAGUACAGUGAUUUUGAUCUUAUUAAUCCCGUUAUGUGUACAGUGACGCUCAAUAUCUGGGAUAUCGAACCUUUCCCUGCAACAAUUGUUAAACUACAUAUCCCAUUAUUUACUGACAGUAUUUAUAAUCAUAGUCCAGUAACAUUUGACUGGUCAUGGUUAGACAAUGUCUGUAUAGGAAACUUGGAUCCUUUAACUCUGUAAUGUUCCUGUUUGGGGAGAAUGCAGGCGAAAUACAAAUAUUAUCUAAUAGGAUUCUCCGUCAUUCACAAAGACCCUGCCAAUCAAUCACAAUACUGAAAGUGUUGUCAAGGAGAUCAGUUUUACAAAACAUAUUUCCAGAUAUCACUCCACAAUUGCCUUUUUCCACCAAAUUAUUUUACAUAUAUGAAAUGACUCUAAACUAAGUGAAGGAAACCUUUACCAAAGAUUCUUCAAGCUGGGAAUCCUAUCUGUCAACUUUAUAUCCUCCUCUAAACAAGUUACAAGUUGCCUUUGAAACGUCCUCCUGGUCCAUGGGGAGAAUACUGGCUCACAAUACCCCUUACAUUAUAGUUUUAUCUAAUCAAUAGACGAGAUCUUUACUACUUUACCCGUUGAUGAUUUCAUUGUUUCUUUGGGAUUGCGGCUUUACCAUUCUGAGACUUGAACACAGCUCACAGCCUGACUUUCAGUUUUAUCCUCUGGACUUUCCUGAUUAUUUGUUAAUGCUGAUAACAUUUCUGACUCUUUGUUAAUGCAAUGUCUUGGGUUUGUCUUCUCAUCCAUUUAAAUGCCUUUAAAAUGUUAUUAUUAUUACAUGUAUCUAACAAUGACAUUUUGAUAUAUAACAGUACAUUAUUAUGUAUUCCUGUAGAUUCAAAAUAAAUGCUAAUAGUAUUAAACAAAUACAAAAUUACACAAAACGUUACUGUAUAGUAGAUAACAUGGAACAGUGUGACAAUAAAUAAAUAAAUAAAUAAGAUAGGCCUACCUCUCGCAUCACCAUGAAAAGCCUUGACAUAAUGUCAUACCCAGGGGUGCAUAACACAGGAGGGUCUAUGUUGCAAACCUCCUAGGAAACUAUAGCACUACAAUAUAUGUGGAGUAUAAACUGCAAGAAAGUCCCCUUAAUCCAGUGUGCCAAAACAAGGCUGCAGGAUGGUACCUCCUUAAUCUAGUGUGCCAAAACAAGGCUGCAGGAUGGUACAUUCUUAAUCCAGUGUGCCAAACCAAGGCUGCAGCAUUGGACCACUUUAAUCCAGUGUGCCAAAACAAGGCUGCAGCAUGGUACCUCCUUAAUCUAGUGUGCCAAAACAAGGCUGCAGGAUGGUACCUCCUUAAUCCAGUGUGCCAAAACAAGGCUGCAGCAUUGGACCACCUUAAUCCAGUGUGCCAAAACAAGGCUGCAGCAUGGUACCUCCUUAAUCCAGUGUGCCAAAACAAGGCUGCAGCAUGGUACCUCCUUAAUUCAGUGUGCCAAAACAAGGCUGCAGGAUGGUACCUCCUUAAUCCAGUGUGCCAAAACAAGGCUGCAGGAUGGUACCUCCUUAAUCCAGUGUGCCAAAACAAGGCUGCAGUGGGAAACCUCCUGGUCCCACAUUGUUGA
Pelobates cultripes (western spadefoot toad) is the source of this 10540-nucleotide messenger RNA. The record is from the annotation of a GenBank genome assembly. NCBI's taxonomy places the organism in Eukaryota, Metazoa, Chordata, Amphibia, Anura, Pelobatidae.